Messenger RNA from Thyridium curvatum, 720 nucleotides. RefSeq lists its product as uncharacterized. NCBI's taxonomy places the organism in Eukaryota, Fungi, Ascomycota, Sordariomycetes, Thyridiales, Thyridiaceae. The record is from RefSeq and is a predicted model, not a curated record. Gene Ontology annotation, biological process: transmembrane transport. Gene Ontology annotation, molecular function: transmembrane transporter activity. The transcript has 4 exons. The coding region runs from base 1 to 720 and encodes 239 amino acids.
AUGGCGACUCCUUCACAGACAAACCCCGACGAUAACAAAGUCCCUCAGGAGACCACAUUGGGCACCAGCAUCAGCCAUGCCUACGAUGGUGAGGUCCUUGGGGAAAUUGACGAGGCGUAUCUACGUGCUCCGAAGUUCUCAAAAUUCUACAGGGGUGUCUUGUUCCAGAUGAUCCUCUUUGGCGCCCUUUCGUUUGUUGGCCCGGCCAUGUCUGACGCCAUCUCCAACCUUGGAGGUGGUGGACUCUCCACACCAUACCUUGCAAACUUGGCAAACGGACUCCAAUACGCGGCUGGAUGUUUGCUCACGCUCUUCGGCGGUCCCUUGAUCAACAAGUUUGGUAUCAAAUGGUCCUGCAUCGUUGCAGCAGUGGCGAUGCCUCUUGCUGGCUCUGCCUUCUAUGUCAGCGCUAGGUACCAUGUUGACUGGUAUCUCCUCACCGCAAGGGUGAUCGGAGGGUUCGCAUCAGGCUUCCUCUAUGUUGCUGAGACGACCGCUAUGUUAUCAUACCCCAAGGCAAACGACAGGGGCUUCUAUUUGGGUAUCUGGUCUGCCAUGCGAAACUCGGGCAGCGUUAUUGGCGGCGCCAUCAACUUUUCCAACAACCACUCCCAGGCUAAUUCAGGAGGCAUUGCCUGGUCUACGUACCUCAUCUUUGUUGGAUUCGGUGAGUCUCGUCAUCCAGAUGCAAGCCAGAGUGGCCGUGGUCAACGCGUCUAA